Messenger RNA from Saccostrea cuccullata (small rock oyster), 1622 nucleotides. RefSeq lists its product as uncharacterized. The record is from RefSeq and is a predicted model, not a curated record. The coding region runs from base 50 to 1144 and encodes 364 amino acids. The transcript has 5 exons. Lineage: Eukaryota; Metazoa; Mollusca; Bivalvia; Ostreida; Ostreidae.
CAUCUGCAUGAAGGUGGUAGUGCAGUUAUAGAAAAAAAAAAACAGAGUAAUGAAGUCUACCUCCUCCUUAGAUGAUGAAUGCUCCUCAGGAACAGAAUCCUCAGAUUACUUUAUACAUUCUAAAUUUGAUAAAAGAUUUCCUACAAAAGCCUCAGGCUGGAAAGUGAACCACCUCUUAGAUCUGGGUAUUUAUUAUGAUGAAACAUCCAUGGAGCUUCAGACAUUUAUGACUAUGUUAAAAGAGGGUCUUCCUAAACCCAAAUCAACUUGUAGUGACAGAGAAGUUCCUGAAAUAAAGAAAAAGAUGAUACAGCUAACAAAAGACUGGUGGAAAUUUUCAUUUGAUUUCGAGAGUGCGGAGAAGUCAUUAGUAGGGAGUGGAGUUAGAGAAUCUCUGCAGAAAACCAAGGAAGCUGUAGAGAUUUUUGAAGAAGAAAACCACAACAUAGUUGAAAGCUUAACAACAACAGAGCAAGAAGAUUGGAAAAGUCUACAAGUGUAUUCAGUCUGGAGGAUGAAUGUUUUAGAUUUCUGGAGAUAUUUUUUCACUCUUCUUACAAGAUGGGGCAAAACAUAUCAGAGAAAAGAAAGAUUUACCUCCCUUUUCAUGGCUUUCUCCAAAAUCUGCUUUCUAUAUCCUGAGCCAGGAAAGACGUACUGUGAUAUGAUACAAAUCAGGGACACCAUGGUCCAGGGUAUACCAGAUAUCCGCUUCCUGACUUUGACUUCAUCUCCUUCAGCAAAGAAAAAUUUAGAACUCCUAUUAGUCACAGAGGUUCAACAGUAUGAUGCAUUUACAGGGGACUUAUCUAAAUCAGAUACCUUUACGGUUGAACAUAUAUCCAAGGCAGUAUUAGGUCAACAUGGAAUUGAACUUUUAAUGGAAAGAGAAAGCUCGUUUUUCUUCCCGGCAGGUGUAGUGGGACUUCUGUGUAUAGGAACAAAGGUUAUUUUCACGUUCCUUCAGAUAAGUCAAGGUCAUUACCAGAUGAUCAGGGAAAAGGGAACUGUUGACAAGACAAACAAGGCUACUAUAUCCUACACAAGACCCUAUGAUUACAUGGAAGCUAAUGACCGAGCAGAAAUCUUGGAAGUUCUCUUCUGGUUUGGUUACAUACAGUCUAGUCCUGAUCAGUUCUGCUAGAAAUGGGCGUAUUUAAUAUACUUUUAUAUUGUGUGUAUAUAUAAUGAUGACAGCUUAUUUGUGUAAAUAUGAUAUUUUCUUGAAUUUUUCAUAAUUUCAUACAGUCAGACACGUCACAGUACAGUAUAUGUUUUGCUAAAUAAAUGAGAGAAUAAUUAUCUGUUUGUACAUAAUGUUACUUUCACAUGCAUACACAUGAGGUUAUUUAAUUGACCUGCCUGAUGUACCAGUAUUGUGUUCAAAUAACUUACUAGAAUUUGAUCAAAUUUUAUGACAAAAUUGGGUUUUAUUUACUAUAUUUACCAUGUAGUUUGUCUCCAGUGACUUUUAAGAAAAUGAUAAAUGAUAUCUAAUAUUUGAAGUAAUUUUGGUAUCUGACAAUUUUUUUUAACAAAAAAAAGAAAAAAAGAAUAUCAAUAUGAUUUUAAACAAACUAAGUAUAGAUUAGGAUCAAAAUAUAGUGUUGGUUAUGAACAUA